CUUAUAAAGAAAGGAAAAUUCAAAAGAUCUGACAGCCACGGAUGGCAACGGAAGAAAUGACACUAGGCAGCAGGUUGUGUCGACUUGUGUUAGUAAAUGAAAGCACCCCAUGCCCAUGUCUCAUCCUCGAUAUUCUGUGUUAUGAGAAAUGCGCAGAAGAAAAAUGAAGAUAAAACGCAGUAAAUCUUUAUCUCCUGAACCAUCCAGUAGCAAGGAUACAAAACGUAUAAAAUUUGAAGAAACUACAAAUUUAGAUAGAGUAACAUCUCCAAAUAUACUUGAAUUUUCAGAUGAUGUUUUACUCAAUAUAUUGAAAUAUUUAUAUCCACAAGAUCUCAUGGCAGUCAGUUUAUGUUGUCACAGACUUGCACAGUUAACGCAAGAUAGAACUCUAUGGAGAAAAGUAGACUUUCGAACAAAACCAAUGUUUCUAAAUGAUUUAAACCGGUACAUGAAGUUCCUGCAACCAAUAACAAUGAGUUUGGCAAUACAUGGCAAUUUCCAUGGCAAAUGUUCAGCUCUUACACAAAGGUUUUUUGAAAAUGUAAAGACACUAUGCAAUCAACUUAAAGAAUUGAUCAUUGAAGAAUAUUAUAUCAAUGGAGAUAAGAUUCAAAUAACAGAUUUUCCAUGUACUAUUGAAAAGCUUUCAUUAGAAGGUUGCCAAGUGGAUUAUCUACAAAGUAAUAAAUCUUAUUUUUUUAAAAUGGAUUUACACAUGCCAAAUUUGACAUGUUUAAUUUUAAGUAAUUGUCAAUGGUUUACGCCACAUUCCUUACUAGUUAUCAGCAAAAUACCCAAACUUAAGGAACUUAGAUUGAAUUCAUGUCAUCGUCUAGGCGAAUGUGUUGCAUAUGCUAGUUUAGCAACUAGAUUUGGAUUUAAAACAUUGGAGAUUUUAGAUUUACGGGAUACGGCGCUCGGGGAUAGCGAGGUCGGUUGUUUUAGCAGCACUAAAACUUUGACACAUCUUUAUUUGGAAUGUCCUUCUACAUUAAGAAAUGAAGAGCAUCUUGAAAUAAUGCAACAGCAGCAACGACAAGUUUUGCAAUUACCAAUAUUUGAAGAUAAUAAUCUGGCACAGUUUUUAAUCGAGGAUGUAUUUGCUUUUGACAAUAAUGGAUUUCAACGAUGUUUAAUAUCGGAUAGAGCAAUUUGUGCGCUUGGAAGUGAUUCUUGUGAUAGAAAAGUGAUAAAUAGCUCUCCACAAGGAAUGAUAAUAUUACAAGAAAAUAGACGAAUAUCUAACAAUCCAAAUCUUAAAAUAUUAGUUGUUAGAAAUUAUCCACGUGUAACAAAUUCGAGUCUUAUCCAUUUGGCUUUAAAUGCAUCGAGAUUGGAAUACUUGGAUGUAACUGGUACUUCUGUAACAAAGGAUGACAAUUAAUACUUAAAAAGUACUGAUAUUUGUACACAUACGUCUCUCUCUUAUGCUUCAAGAUUAAAAUUUAUAGUGUUCAAACUAUUUUCUAGAUGCAAAUAAUUUUGUCUAAGUAUGACUUAUUUAAACAGAAGUGAAAUGCACUAUUUGCUGUUUUUAUAUAA
Messenger RNA from Camponotus floridanus (Florida carpenter ant), 1545 nucleotides. RefSeq lists its product as uncharacterized. The transcript is spliced from 9 exons. Bases 149 to 1387 code for a protein of 412 amino acids. Gene Ontology annotation, cellular component: SCF ubiquitin ligase complex. The record is from RefSeq and is a predicted model, not a curated record. Gene Ontology annotation, molecular function: protein binding. Gene Ontology annotation, biological process: SCF-dependent proteasomal ubiquitin-dependent protein catabolic process. NCBI's taxonomy places the organism in Eukaryota, Metazoa, Arthropoda, Insecta, Hymenoptera, Formicidae.